Messenger RNA from Bipolaris maydis ATCC 48331, 1779 nucleotides. RefSeq names its product amidase signature domain-containing protein. The record is from RefSeq and is a predicted model, not a curated record. NCBI's taxonomy places the organism in Eukaryota, Fungi, Ascomycota, Dothideomycetes, Pleosporales, Pleosporaceae. Gene Ontology annotation, molecular function: catalytic activity.
AUGUCAGAAAGCGACCAAUUGGUUUCCCAGUUCGUCAAUUAUCCGACCCCCAAACCUUGCGACGUGCCGUACCAAGCCCCACCUCCAGGAAAGAACCCAGUGAUCAAAGGGCCAUUGCUGCACUAUCUCGCCAAUCUCGUUGCAACCGUACCUGUGGUGCCCGGAAUCCUCUGGAGCAAUGCUGGCUUCAGCACCCUGCGGCAAUGCCGACAACUCGAUGGCGUCGAUGCGCGUUAUGACCCUACCGUGAUUCCGCUGUCUCGACCGGACGACGAAGCUCCAGCGAGCUACACAGACAAGUCGAACCUUCGCACACCACUGGACCACGCGUCGUCUAGCCGCUUUUACUCGGUCAAAGAUUUCCACGACGGAUACUCGAAUGGCACAUUCACACCAUCGGACGUCAUAGAGCGCCUACUGCCGCUCAUCCGUAGAGAUGUAGCGCAGCGCUCGCCAUGUGCGACAGCAUUCAUGGAAACCAAAGUAGAUCUUGUGAGGCAAGCUGCCGCAGCCUCUACACAGCGAUACAAGGAGGGAAAGCCGCUGGGAAUACUAGAUGGUGUACCUUUUGGUGUCAAGGACGAUUUACGAGUGAAGGACUACAAGCACUACGUUGGCACGACGCAUGACUACAGCAACGGCGGCAACAAGGAAAGCAGCUGGUGCGCAAAGAUGCUGGAGAAAGAAGGUGCCAUCUUAGUCGGGACACUCACCAUGCACGAGCUGGGCAUGGAUACAACCAACAACAACCCUCACUGGGGUACACCACGAAAUCCAUACAACAGCUCCUACUACCCCGGAGGCUCUUCAGGCGGCGCCGCAUCAGCCGUAGGCCACGGGCUGAUACCCUUUGCCAUAGGAUCCGAUGGCGGCGGCUCCGUCCGCAUCCCGAGCAACUACUGCGGCGUCUACGGCCUGAAGCCCUCACAUUCGCGCGUAUCCAUUGCGCCAAUGCCCAACUCGGGCAAAUCCGUCACGGUACGCGGGCCCCUCGCAAGCAACAUGGCGGACCUGGAAAUCUCGUACCGCGUGCUCGCCCAGCCAGACCCCUCGACAUAUCCCUCGUCGCUCUUCGCCGCGCCACGCAAGUUCUCAGGCCCACGCAACAAAGUCGUCGGCGUGCCCAGGCAAUGGGUCGACCGGUCCGACCCAGCCGUCCAGGAAUCCUUCUACUCGGCCCUCGAAUACUUGGAGCACCAACUCGGCUACAAAGUCGUCAAUGUAUCCAUCCCUUUGCUCGCCCAGGGCCAGCUCGCCCACGCAAUGACCAUCAUGGCCGAAGGCGCAGCCGCCCACCGUUCCUCCAUCUACGACCUCACCCCCGCAAACCGCAUCCUCAUGACCGUCGCCCGCCAAACGCCCGCCACGGAUUUUUUGCUCGCUCAGCGCCUCCGCAACCUCCUCAUGCAGCAUCUCGCCGACCUGUUUCGCGCAAACCCGGGAAUGGUGAUUGUCACGCCCACGGCGCCCAAUGCCGGAUGGCCCAUUGACGAGGCCGAGCUCUCGCACGGCGUUAGCAAUGGAAACAUGCAGAUUCGCAACAUGGAGUAUGUGUGGCUGGCGAAUUUUACGGGCCUGCCGUGUAUCCAGUUUCCUGUAAAUUAUGCGCAGGGCGUCAAGGGCGAGGGGUUGGUGCCGAUUGGGAUGAGUGGACAUGGUGAGUGGGGCAGCGAGGAUGCGCUGAUUGAAUUUGGGUUUGAUGGCGAGAAGUGGUUGCAUGAGGGGAGGGAGGGGGGAAGAGCCAUGCCUGAGGCGUGGGUUGAUGUGUUGAAGUUUUGA